UUCUUCUCAUUUCUGCAUCUCUAGACAGAGGUUGAGAUAACAAGAAACCCAAUAUUGUACUUUUUCUCUCUUAAAAAAUCAUCUCUCAAACACAGAGAAUCCCAGGAAACCAUAAAAAAGAAAAGAAAGGAAAAAAGGAAUUGAAAAGAAAGCUUGCAGAAAGAGGUCGAGAUGUGGAUUUCGGUUGAAAGCCAUGCUCCAUGCAAAUCCUCUGCAAGUUUCUCUUCCGCAAAUCACUGUAAAAUCUACGCCUUUAUUAUGCUAUAGUUGCAGGAUUUAAGACACAUUGCUGAUUUGGCUGUGGAUCGUGAUAUAGUCAUUAUAAUCUUAUUGCCAUGCUGUGCUUGCUUCACUCUCUCUAGGAUGAUGGAUUAUUAAUUUCAAGCAUAUUGGAAGAUUUCAGCAUUAUUUGGGGAUUUGGCUUGAGUAGGCUUUUCUUCAUCAUUAUAAAUCAAGCUCGUCAACUAUUUAACAUAUAGGAAUCAGUUAUUGAGUUAAGAAUUACUUCAGCUAUAAGUAGAGGAUCAAAGUUCAAGGAUACUUUCUGGGCGACCAAGAUGUCCGAUGCCAAAGGGAGCCCCUCAGGCAGUGGGGCUGGAGACAUCCUUGCUCUACAUAAGGAGUGGGACGACGCCUCAUGCCCCAUAUGCAUCGAGCACCCCCACAACGCUGUUCUCAUUUUAUGCACCUCCCAUGAAAAAGGCUGCCGCUCCUAUAUGUGCGACACGAGCUACAGGCAUUCAAACUGUCUUGACAGAUUCAAGAAGCUCCGACCUGAAUCUAGGGUUUCCUCCCACUCUUACUCAGAUAGCUCAGAUAGUGGAAGGCAACCAACACACCACCCCUAUGAAUCAGGCUAUUCAAGCCCAAGGACGAGGAGGAGGGUUCCAUCAUGGGUCUCAUCGUCUUCAUUCGGGGAUUUCGGCAUGGAGGAAACAAUUGAUGGGGAUUCGUCAAUUGCGGCGUCAGAGAAUGGAGGGCCCACAUGGGGCACUGACCCUUAUGAGCCUGGUGGACGAGGUGAUGAUUCAGUAAUUGGGAUGUCACUGAAUCAGAGUGGUCCCAUUUGGGCCAAUGGCCCCAGCACUUACAGUGGUCCCAGUGGUCUUGGCAGGCCAGUUGGUCUUGGGGAAUCGGGUCUUAGGUGCCCAUUAUGUCGAGGCUUGGUUCUUGGCUGGAAGAUUGUGAAGGAAGCGAGAAGAUACAUGGACUCGAAGCCAAGGAGCUGCUCAAGGGAAUCGUGCACUUUCUCAGGAAACUAUCGGGAGCUCAGGAGGCAUGCAAGGCGGGACCACCCAACCAUAAGGCCCACAGAGGCAGACCCCUCAAGACAACGGGCUUGGCGUCGACUUGAGCACCAAAGGGAGUAUGGAGACAUCGUCAGUGCAAUUCGAUCAGCAAUGCCUAAUGCUAUAGUGCUAGGGGAUUAUGUGAUAGAGGGGGGAGAUGGGUCUCUUGAUGGGCCUGAUGAGCCUGUAAGCUCAGGGGCUGCUAACCCAUGGUGGACAACCUUCUUCUUGUUCCAUAUGAUUGGACCCGUUGAAGAACCGAGGGGACUUUGGCGAGCUUGGAGGAGGCACAGGUUGAGGCCUGGUGGGCUUUCAGCAGCUCGUCGUACCCUUUGGGGAGAGAACCUUCUGGGUCUUAGAGAGGAGGAAGAAGAGGAGGAGGAAGGGGGAAGAAGUGAUGGGGAGGAGGGUGUGUCGGCAUCAACAAGGAGGCGAAGGAGGUUCGCUCGACCUAGACGCCACCCUGAGCUCCCCUAAGAGUGGGUUGAUGCUGGCUGACCUUAGGCUUUCAAAUAUGUACAGGAUUGUGCUCUCUGUGUUUGUUUUUUCUUUUCAUAUUUAUUGGAUUUUACUUUUUAAGAAUCCUGAAGCAAUUGUACUGCAUUUAGUGGGUUUAACAGUUUGAUUCUACUAUCAAAAUUUGGAGAAUUGGGAACACCCUCUUUUUAUGAUUAUAUGGGUUGUAAUACUUUGUCGCACUUGCUGUGGUUAUCCUUUAUGUUGAUCCAUUUUCCCUCAA
Amborella trichopoda is the source of this 2028-nucleotide messenger RNA. RefSeq names its product cellulose synthase, putative (DUF1644). NCBI's taxonomy places the organism in Eukaryota, Viridiplantae, Streptophyta, Magnoliopsida, Amborellales, Amborellaceae. The record is from RefSeq and is a predicted model, not a curated record.